AUGGCCAUGAACGAUGAAGAAAUCACGGACGAAGUUUUGGUGAAAGAGCUCGAAAGGAUACGUGCUAUCAGAGCCAUGAGCACCGACAGCUCAAGUAACAGAACCAGUUCAGCUUGUCUGGAUGCAGUUUCUACCGCGGAAGUACCCGAUACCCAAGACCUUGACGAUGUCUGGGACCUCGACGAUGAAGAGCCAGAACUCGACUUGGAGCUCGACCUCAAUACUUCAAAUGGACAACGUUCUCGCUUUUUCAACGACGCUGGGCCUGCGAUGUGCGACAGCCCAAUGUCCGAGAGCUGUGGGGAAGGGUGGGGUCCACCAUCGUCAACACAUUCCCCCGCUCUUCAACCUCUCCCACAUCCCUCCAAUCGGCCUUCUUCUCCUACGACCUCCCCACCGUCCCCGGUCCCAUCCAGGCCCUCUCUCCCACGGCCCCUGUCUGACAUCCAACCCUCUACGUCGUCCAUGUCUCGGAGUACAUUCAAGCGUCUGAGCAAAACCCGUACUACUGGUGGAGACGAAUCGACCUCUCGGAAACCUGUCAGCAGCUGGAAAGGCGGCUUUGAAAGUUCCCCUUCACAACCGGCAAAACCAUCACCUACCUCGAGUUCCUCUGAUUCAUCAAGUUCGUCAAGCUCAACAUCCUCAACGUCUUCUUCGUCCUCCUCCUCCUCUGCCACUUCCCCUGCAUCCUCCAUUUCUGGCUGUGCAUCAUCCCCGACUACCUCUACAUUCACUUCCACGACCACCACCCCUUCGGUCAGCAAGUCCACUACCCCGGCCACAGCAAGUCCUCCGACAAGUUUCCCUGGAUGUCCAGGUAAAGGUAAAGCUGCCUCCGCCCCCUCAUCCCGUUCCCACUCCUUCGCAGGUUCGGUCAACCUUGCACAGUUGUCCAGCAUGCACGGCAUCCCAAUGGCACUCGUGGAACGUUCAUCUUCGAUGCACUCCUCUCGCAAACCCGCCGUCAGAGAUCUUGCCAUUCUUCCUACCCAGCGCGUCAUGCGAUACGUAUUGCUCUUCCGAGAUCUGCUCGCAAGUACGGCAUCCAAUAGCCAGUAUCGCAUUAUCGUAGAAAGUGCCGCUCAGGCUGCCGACCGCAUAGCCAGAAAGUGUGAUCGUGCGCAGAACAACGCCGCGUUCAUCGUAUCGCCGUCCCCGUCUCACUCGAACAAGGAUCCCUUGUCAGCCUCAAAAUCAACCAAGUUCCAAAAAACGAAGGCGACUGAUGGACUCAAACCAUCUGUGAGCGCGAGGUUGAGGAAGGAAGGGGAAAAGGAGAAAGAGAAGGAACCAAAGGUCAAGGAGAAGGAUAAGCUUCAGACGGUGGCGAGGAAGCUGACGAAGCCCAGGGAGCGGGCAGUAUCCCAUUCUAGGCGACAGUCUGAGGCUCUCACCUCCGCCGCUGAUCCUUCGAAUGCCCAGUCUGAAGACCGGGAGGACCAGGAAGAGGACGACACGACACCGCGAAGACGCAGUUGCAGCUAUUCGACCACCUCUGAACUGGGGUACCAGCUCCCCAGAUCUUCUUCCAGCCAACGACUUUCCGUACUCGGACUGAGCGUCGCCACCAUAGGACACCUCCUGGGCCGAUCUCAAACUCCCGAACCUAAUACUCGGUCAGCCCAUCCACCUUCUGCGUUCACCGCGAAGAGUAUGGGAGGCAAGAUGUCGUCACCGCCGACGGUGGCGACCUUUGCUCAGGGCGCUUCAUAG
Messenger RNA from Coprinopsis cinerea okayama7#130, 1716 nucleotides. RefSeq lists its product as hypothetical. The transcript is spliced from 2 exons. Gene Ontology annotation, molecular function: guanyl-nucleotide exchange factor activity. The coding region runs from base 1 to 1716 and encodes 571 amino acids. NCBI's taxonomy places the organism in Eukaryota, Fungi, Basidiomycota, Agaricomycetes, Agaricales, Psathyrellaceae. The record is from RefSeq and is a predicted model, not a curated record.